Molecule: messenger RNA, 2623 nt
Organism: Sciurus carolinensis (gray squirrel)
Lineage: Eukaryota; Metazoa; Chordata; Mammalia; Rodentia; Sciuridae
Gene: Emx1
Product: empty spiracles homeobox 1
Exons: 4
Coding region: 397-1242 (281 amino acids)
Biological process (GO): regulation of DNA-templated transcription; brain development; neuron differentiation
Molecular function (GO): DNA-binding transcription factor activity, RNA polymerase II-specific; DNA binding
Source: RefSeq, a predicted model, not a curated record
GCAGUCUCCCUAAGCGCCCUUUUAGGCCUCGGCGCGGUGUUUUCUUGCGACCUGGAAUGCCCGGGUGGAAAAGUUUGCGAGUAUGGGUUUUCAUUGCCGACCUCUCUCUCACCCCCGGCAGAUUACAGCAUGAAAUGGAAAUAGGCCCAAGCAAGACUCGUGCACCGCUCUAAGGUCGCAGGUGGAAGGUGAAGGUCCGGCAGGCUAUGAGGCCGCUGGCUUUCUAGUACCGCUGGCGCGUCCUCUUGGGUACCAGGUCCAGCUGCUUGAACAGCUCCAGAUGAAGGAAAGCACAAUGUCCCUGACCCCAGACUUGAAUCCACCACCAGAGAAGGCAAGGAAAGCAGAUCUCCCUGGGCUGAGACCCACUGUCCCUGUCCGAGCCCGACGCCCGUAAUGUGGCUGGGUAAAGCAGCUGUUUCAGAGCACCACGUACUGUUGCUUGAGAGCUCUGGGGCGGUGGAUCCAGCGACCUGUUCCUGCUCUGCUCCGGCCUGGUUCCUUGUGAAAAAGAAUGUGCCUCCCCAUGCCGGAGCUGUCCCGGAAGACAUCCAGGAAACGCGAACCUCAGAAACAAGGCCACGCUUCAGAGAGCGUUCAAGAGGUGACAUAGCGCUCAACUACCCUCACCCCAGCGCGGCCGAGGCGGCCUUCGUGAGCGGCUUCCCUGCCGCAGCCGCCGCGGGCGCGGGUCGCACGCUCUACGGAGGGCCGGAGCUCGUGUUCCCCGAGGCCAUGAACCACCCCGCGCUGACCGUGCACCCAGCGCACCAGCUGGGCGCCUCCCCGUUGCAGCCCCCGCACUCCUUCUUCAGCGCUCAGCACCGGGACCCUCUCCACUUCUACCCCUGGGUCCUGCGGAACCGCUUCUUCGGCCACCGCUUCCAGGCGAGCGACGUGCCCCAGGACGGGCUGCUUCUGCACGGCCCCUUCGCGCGCAAGCCCAAGCGGAUCCGCACGGCCUUCUCGCCCUCGCAGCUGCUGCGGCUGGAGCGCGCCUUCGAGAAGAACCACUACGUGGUGGGCGCCGAACGGAAGCAGCUGGCCGGCAGCCUCAGCCUCUCGGAGACGCAGGUGAAGGUGUGGUUCCAGAACCGGAGGACAAAAUACAAACGACAGAAGCUGGAGGAGGAAGGGCCCGAGUCUGAGCAGAAGAAGAAGGGUUCCCACCACAUCAACCGGUGGCGCAUCGCCACGAAGCAGGCCAAUGGGGAGGACAUCGAUGUCACCUCUAAUGACUAAGGGAGCCACCAUGAACCCAUGAGGGCAGAGUGCUGCUUGCUGCUGGCCAGGCCCCUGGGGGGCCCAAGCUGGACUCUGGCCACUCCCUGGCCAGGCUGCAGGGAGGCCUCGAGUCACGGCCCCACAGGGCUUGGAGCCUGGGGCCAUUACAGUCAGAGGGACAAGAAAUGGGCUGGCUGAAGCCUGGGACUGCUCAGCCUUCUCCUCGGAGAGCCUGCCUGCCUGGGCGGGUCGCCGGUCACCGCCGCCCCCGCUGCUCUCCAUUUCUCUUCUCUCCUUUUGUUUUGAUGUAUUUCUGUUUUAAUUUAUUUUCCAGGCACCUGCUAUAGUUCUUAGUGAUCCCCUUGUGUCUCCCUUCCCUAUGGGAAUAAUAAAAAGUCUCUCUCUAAUGACACAGGCAUCCAGCUCCAACCCGAGAGGCUGGGGUGGUGGUUUCAACUUUGGGGACCGGGGGGCUGGCAGGGUGCGUUCACCCUGGACCUGGAGCCUGCAGUGAGCAUUGGACGGGGUGAGGGCAGUCCAUUCGCUCCUGUGCUUUGGUACUGGUCAACCCUGGUCUCUUAACCCCAGCUCCAUGGCAGGAGAAACUGAGCCCAGACUUAGGGCAGGGCCACCCUGUGUUUUGAGAGAAGCUAAGAUCCAGGUCUUUCCAUACUCACUGAGGGGUGGGAAUCAGGCCCAGGUAGCUCCAUGGGGAAGGGAGGGAAGUUUCCCAUAGGUAGAGACUUUGGUGACUUCUCCAGAUGAGGAGAAGCCAGAGGGAACACUCAUAGUGGCAGACAGUCCCAGCCCUAAGUGCCAGCCCCACAGAGAUGCACCUGUGUCUUUAUAUAACCCCUGGGCAGGUUAUGGCUUCAGAGUCCGAGCUUGAGGCUGAGCUGGCACCAGUCCCCAGGACUCAGGGACUUUCCCAGCCCGAAACACACAAGACGGCUCGCUGAGCUCUUUUGUCCACCUGUCUUUCAGUUUGUCCAUUUUUCCUUUCUACUUGUCAUACAUUCAGAUUUCCUUCAUCCUGGAAAAAGAAAACUGUGUUCCUAACAAUCUUCCCCUUCUAGUAUCCAGGUAUGUCCCCAUUUUGUCCCCCAUUGUAUCCCUAGCCCUCUGUUCUUUGGUCUCUGCUCCAGCUCUCUACUGAUGUUAAGGACAAUUGCCAACCACAAUCACUGGUCACUCCUUGGUGGCCAAAUUCAACUGCCCCUGUCUGAGUUCGCCUGUCCCUGAUCUGCUGGUCAUGCCCUGCUUGACUCCUUCACCCCUCUGCCUUCCUUCUGGUCCCUCUGAUGCCACAUCCGUUAUCUCAAAGUUCUCCCCAGUUUCAUCCAGGCUUUGUGACUUCUGUCCACCCUGUCCUGCCUCCUCAUCCCACCCUCCAGCAGGG